Messenger RNA from Pseudo-nitzschia multistriata, 3477 nucleotides. The record is from the annotation of a GenBank genome assembly. Lineage: Eukaryota; Bacillariophyta; Bacillariophyceae; Bacillariales; Bacillariaceae.
ACGACGAAGGAACUCCCGACCGACGCGGCACUACACGACACAGAUAGGAUAGAUCACGGCAACGGUUCUUGGCGGGCCGGUAGCUUCGUGACACGGAACGAAAACAGCACCGCGAGAGCGUCUGCAGAUCGGAGAAAAGAAUCCAUCGAUUGUUUACUGGUACGGUUGACUUAGUUCAACUUCAACAAAAUCUAUUUCGUAGCAGGAAAAAAGUAAAAAGACGGAUUGGAUCGACGUAUCUAUGACAUAAACAGAGAAAGGCGGCAACUGAUACGACGUCGUGGUUUUUCACCAGGGGCAUCUGUGCCUCCCCUCGAAUACAACUAGCCUCGAAAAAAGAGUUUCGCCCUACAACAACAGCAAAAGUGGAUUACUGACCAUGAUUCUAUACGGUUCAAGCUAUUUCGGUCUGCCCCAGUUGACUAUCUUCAAUGGAAGUGCCGUCUAUCGGACGAUGUUGCCGUCAAGCGUUUCUGUAUUCUUUUACUUCACCUUCUUUUAUUUGAUCGGGGAAGGCGAGACCGCCGACGAAGUCAAAGUUGACGACCACGCCCUUUUCACCGUACAUCCCUUUGUCAUCACCAUCUACGUCAUGGCCUAUUCUCUCAUCAUCACUCAUCGCCUGAAUUAUUGUUACCAGCGAUACUGGGAGUCGUGCUCGAGCAUAUUCACAAUGACAUCUAAAUGGAUCGAUUCGGCAACUGCUCUUGCAUCCUUUCAUUACCAAUCGGAGGUAUUUGAGGAAAACAGGCCCAUUUCCUUUGGUGACCAGGACAAGGACAAGACCAAGCGAGCGCCAAAGGGCGGAAACCAGCGGACGGCGGGUUCGGUAGGAUACCUCUCAGAGGAUAUUCUGUACUCCUUUACAGAAUACGAUGACGAGGCCAGCAUAGAUGAGUCGUCUGCUGCAACAAAUAGUUCAAGGCCUCAACCUGUCCCACCGCUAGCCCCCCCUCAUUCCCUAUCCGGAUCUACCAGUUCCGGUGCCACCACAGCGGUGUCUUCCAUAGGAACGAGAGGUACUAGAGGCACUAGAGGUGGAUCUCUGGUUUCACAGAAAAGCUUUGUUGCAGUUCACACGAGGCAGCGAUAUCGCAGCUCCAAAGCUCUCGUCGAGAACAACCAAGACGAGGAAUCGGAAUCAGAUUCGGAAUCGAUACAAUCGAAGAGAGCUCGCAGCAUUUUCCAAAGAAUCUUCCAAUGGGAGGGCAAGAGCAAAGGAAAAAGCAAAAGCAAGAGACUUUCGUCCGCAACAGCAGCAGAAGCAUCACUUUCACCAUCGGAUGCAGCCGACAACAAUUCGAACAAAGCUCCAGCGAAAGCUUUGGUUUCAUCCCUAAAGCAAUCAGGGGCUAUUCCUACGGGAAGCGAUCGCUCCUCAUCUUCUGCUCCCAACGAAAUGUUCACAUCCGCUCCAAUGGUACCAUCCUUCCCAAAGCAAGGCCAGCCAAAGAAAAUGAGGUCUGAUCCAAUCAGAUCGAAGUACGCAAGGAAAUCAGUCUCGGCCGAAAAACUUUCGUCGAAUUCAUCGGCUCAUUCCAGACACAGGCGACUGCCUUCCACGGACAUUCCGGUACACGGAGUCGGUGGAAGUGUUGUCAAAUCUUUCAAACCCAAUCCUAGCUUGGCUUGGCAAAAACGAAACACGAUUGCAAUGCCAAGCAACACGGGACUCCACCCGACGGCGACAGCGAGGAGCACAACCGAUCCAGACUAUGAUAUUGAGACGAUGCUCUUGGAAGAAGAGAAAGAACGAAAGCAAGAGACCCGUAGGAGGCAAAUCGAAGAGAUGAGACGAAAAUUUGAACAAACAGGUCGGCGACCAUCGCUUCAACUGUUGAAGCGGCCUUCCCUGAUUUUCCAGCAAUUCAGCGAUCAUAACAGCGACAGCAACAGCAGCAACAGCAAAAUCUUCACCUCUACCAAGUCUCUUGAAAUUUUAAAAGGCAACAACGAGCCAACAACGACUACUUCUCAGCCAGGAAGCAGUGCCCAAACAGAUUCUAAUCGAGACAAACCRAAAAWUAUUACAGGRUUCUCAAACSUCWACAAGAAAUUGGAACUCUUCGAUCUUCCUUCUCUUCACAAAGACUCGGCGAGGGACACCUCUGAACGCACUGAAACUUCAAAUCCAGAAUUGAAUUCAGAGUUUCCAAGUACCAAACCCGAUCAGUAUGCGUCUAGUCCAAACAUAGCAAUUGAUCCACAAAGUUCGAAGUUGUUCCAACCUCCGGUGGAAAAAUUAAAUAGGAAAACAAGUCUGUUUUUGCAAGAAGCGGCGCAUUUAUAUUCCCUAAUAAGCGCAGUAUCGAUGGCAAGUUUGCGAAAUGACAUGGAAGGAGUUUCCAGUCCUUUGGUUGAUUAUGUUCCUGGUCAGAAAUUUCCCCCUGUGAAUCCUGAGGAAAUGCAAAUUAAGAUUUUAGUAGAAGAUGGAAGACCCGAAUAUGACACAGAAAUCGAACCGGAAUUCGACCAAGACAUAAUAGGGAACAAUACUAAGACGUGCUCCUCGAUUCGAGUCAAGCGGAACAAUAAUAACUUGAACGUAUUGAUGUUUUUGUUUGGGUUUUCCAGAAAUUCCCGCCAACGAACCAUCUAUAACGCUUCCCGUCCAUUCCAGGUUCUGGGAGGAAUCAGCGACGCCGAGGUCGAAAUGCUCCGGAAGGUUCGUGGGCAUGCUGCACAGCAUGCACUGUGCUGCCUGUGGCUGAAAGAGUUCAUUACGCGCGAACACCUCAAUGGUAGUACCGGGAAGGUCCACCCCCCGAUCGUUGCCCGUGUGUACCAGUACAUUUCCGACGGAUCCACGCAGUACAAUAACUGCCGCAAGACAGCUAAUACCGACUUUCCUUUCCCGCACGCUCAGUUGAUUUCUUUUUUUGGUUUUGUGAGCAUUUUCAUGUUCCCGCUCCUUUUUUAUACUUAUGUCAAUGAUACGCUGUUGGGAGUGAUUCUGAACUUUUUCACAGUUAGUUGCUUUUUUGGGAUCCUGGAAGUAGCACUUGAAUUGGAACAACCAUUCAUUCGAUAUCCCAACGAUUUGCCCCUAAACAACUACCAAGCGCAAUUCAAUGAGGCCUUGAUCAGCAGUCUAUAUUCUGGAUUUCACCCAGACUCAUGGGGAGAAGUCGUUGAUAAUGAAGGUAUCUUCGGAACGAACAACGAUUCUGGUGGUGAAAACAGGGAUACGAGUGUUCGAAAUAGCUCUGGUAGCAUCAUAAAUAGCAAGAGCACUGUCCACUAUAGUUCAGGCRGCCUCAAAACCUCUUCUGGCGGCAUUAUCAGAACGAAGAAGACGAGGAGAAAGCAUAAACCUUCGGUGGUAUCGUUUGCRAUUUCAAGUGGAGAGAGAGAUCAGGGUUCGUCUCGGAGCUCGUCGUUAUCAUUUGCGAUACCGGAUGGUCAAUCAGAGAGAAGCACUGGCUCGGCGGUAAGGUUUGCCAUACCAGAUGGACAGACAGAGAGAUCAGACGAAGG